GGGGUAGCCGGGUUGGCGGGGAAUUGGAAAUGACACCCGGCGGCAAAAACUGAGGGCGGAGGCUGAGCGCGGCCGGACAUGCAAUUGAAGUAACUGGGAAGGAAUAAGUCAUCGCGCCAGAACAUGGAGGAAGCGAAGGCGCUAUACAGAGAAGGUGUGAUGUCCCACCUGGAGGAGCUGGAGAACCUGUCGCGUAACUUGUCUGUGAAACAGGAGCAAAGCAGACGCCAUCGCGAGGAGGUGGAGAACAUGAAGGAGAGGAUCAUCCAGCUGAGGAAGGAGAGGGACGAGAUCAGGGCCAACGUGAAGCAGCAGGAAGCGGAGAUCCGUGCCUUCACCGCGCAGGAGCAGCCAGCGGAGGAGCACCACCCCGGAGCAGAAAGCACGCAGGACAUCGACUUAGAGAUAAGGCUGGAGGAAGUGAAAGGCAUCCUCGGGGCGUUCUGGCUGACAGGUAUCAGUGGAAAGCUGACCAAGAAGGGUGUCUGCGUAUGUUUAAGCACAGCCUUCGAAGGAAGCUACCUGGACUCGUAUUACGUGGAUUUGGUCUUGCAGCCGAAUCCGAGAAUCGAGCGCCAUUCACUUCCCGCCUUUAUCCCGCUCCAGCAGGUUGCGAAGACGCAUUUACAAAGAGAUCUCAAAAAAUUCCUCUCGGUCUUGUUUGAGCAUCUGAACGCUUAUGCAGGCAGAAAAUACCAGGCUGACCGGCUUCAGGCUCUUGAGAAGAUUUUUGUCCCUGGGACCUUGCAGAGGAAUUCUUUAUGCACUUUGAUCACCUUCGAAUAUAACGUUAAAGUGGAGGAGGCGACGGUUUGCUUCUGUGCGAAAUUACUUUAUGGCGACAUCACUCGCACCCUUCCCACCGAAGCCACGGUCACUUGCAAAGAUCCUGCGCUAGCCAUGCAAGAUACCGCAUCAUCUCACUCUGCCAUGUUCACCAAAAAGCCCCUUCAUGUAGCUCUGGAUUUUCUAAAGGCAGCCAACGAAAGCCUGGUCCAUACAGACGCUUCUUUAAUCGGAUCACAAUUGUUCUAAUCGCUGCGUGAAUAGCGGGGGUCCCGUCCACCCCCCAGGUUUUCACCUCUAUCCUUUCCAAUAAAGCGCUACAUGUUAUUGUAAA
Molecule: messenger RNA, 1120 nt
Organism: Spea bombifrons (plains spadefoot toad)
Lineage: Eukaryota; Metazoa; Chordata; Amphibia; Anura; Pelobatidae
Gene: CENPO
Product: centromere protein O
Exons: 7
Coding region: 124-1035 (303 amino acids)
Cellular component (GO): kinetochore; Mis6-Sim4 complex
Source: RefSeq, a predicted model, not a curated record